Notothenia coriiceps (black rockcod) is the source of this 556-nucleotide messenger RNA. Its product is annotated as eukaryotic peptide chain release factor GTP-binding subunit ERF3A-like. The transcript is spliced from 4 exons. NCBI's taxonomy places the organism in Eukaryota, Metazoa, Chordata, Actinopteri, Perciformes, Nototheniidae. Gene Ontology annotation, molecular function: GTP binding. The annotation marks the transcript as partial. The record is from RefSeq and is a predicted model, not a curated record.
UCUUCUCCCUUCUGUCUCCUCAGGACAUGGGCACUGUGAUUCUGGGCAAACUGGAGUCGGGCUGCAUCAGUAAAGCACAGCAGCUCGUCAUGAUGCCAAACAGACAUACGGUGGAGGUGUUGAGUCUCCUGUCAGAUGACGUGGAGACGGACGACGCCGAGCCGGGGGAAAACCUGAAACUGCGGCUGAAGGGCAUCGAGGAGGAGGAGAUCCUGCCCGGCUUCAUCCUGUGUAAUGCCGAGAACCUGUGCCACUCCGGGCGCACCUUCGACGCCCAGAUCGUCAUCAUUGAACACAAAUCCAUCAUCUGUCCGGGUUACAAUGCCGUGCUUCACAUUCACACCUGCAUUGAAGAAGUGCAAAUUACAGCCUUAAUCUGUAUGGUAGACAAGAAGACAGGAGACAAGAGUAAGACACGUCCACGAUUCGUCAAACAGGACCAAGUCUGCAUCGCCCGUCUGCGCACUGCAGGGACCAUCUGCCUCGAGACCUUCAAAGACUUUCCUCAGAUGGGACGCUUCACCCUACGAGACGAAGGUACAGCGUCUGCACACAG